Molecule: messenger RNA, 894 nt
Organism: Exophiala bonariae
Lineage: Eukaryota; Fungi; Ascomycota; Eurotiomycetes; Chaetothyriales; Herpotrichiellaceae
Exons: 2
Coding region: 1-894 (297 amino acids)
Source: RefSeq, a predicted model, not a curated record
AUGAGUUGGAUGGACUCAUGGUCCCGCCCUGGGAAACAUGCCGCUGUUCCGCCACCCCUAUAUCUCACUCAAGGAGACCAGGUAGCGUAUUGUCGGACUUGUGGGAGAGUCAUUAACUCUCGCAAAACGCACCGACAAGACCAGACGAACCCGGUGAGGUAUUGUUCCGACCGGUGUCGUCACCGAAAGCCAGGAGCUUUUGAAAGGAAGAUCGAAAAGACCAUCGUCGAUCUCCUGAAUGCUGCGCCUGAAAGCGGUCUCCACAAAACCCAUGCUGCAUCGAAACUAGUCAAGGGUGAUAGACGGAUAAUUGUGACAUGUGAUGAGAUCGAGGAAAUUGUUUUCGGAAGUCGGCAUGACCCGACAAAGACCUUUGGUCGCAAGAAGAAUCGAGCAAGCCGUGCGCUCGGGCAGGAAAAUGGGGAAUGGAAGUCAGUAGAUAUGGUCGACAGCGAUAACUCUAUGUCUGAUCAUGCUGAGCAAUCAUCGGCAGGGUCUGGACUUCAGGGGGUGGCCAGGAUUCGACCUCCUCAGAUAGAAUCUGAUGUGAACGGUGGUGUUGGUGGUGAGAAAGGCUGGGCGGAACAUCAUAUCGAAACCCCCGAGGAGCUUGCAAAAAGACAGGAGGGCCAGCGAAGGGCGGAAGAGAGGGAAAUGAUCCGACGUGCGGCGAGAAGGUUGAUUGUAUUCGGCCACAACACUGAGGCAGAUCCCAACGGUGCAUCCAAAGACGAAUCCGAGGCUCAUGGUCGUUCCAAGAAGAAAAAUCUGAACGACAAAUCAGCCAUAAAGGCGGAUUCAGAACGAAAGUGUGAAGCUUUGAUGAAUGGCGCUGUUGUCGAGCCUAGCUUCGCCAAAGGCAACUGGGCCAUUAGAUGGAGAGAACGAGUCUGA